AUGUCCCGAAUGGCUCAGGGUUUGGGACGACGACCAACUAAGCAACAAGUUUUAGGGGCAGUCAAAAAAAUAAUAAAUAUUUUCAAAAAUCUCAGUGCUGAUGAAGUUUUGGUAGCCAAAGAGAAGGGGAAAAAUGCUGUUCUUGAUGAAAAAUUAUUAGCCGAAAUGAUAAAACUAACGGCGGAAGGGUCGGAAAUUCUUCUUAAAAAUUUUAGUCCUGAAGAGUUGGAGAGUUUUGCCGAUACGGGUCCUUCGGCGUUAGCCAAAAAUGGGGAAAAAAUUAACCAAGUGCUCCAAAGAAGUGGCAUGGAAGAAGAAUUCGACAAUAGUAAUAUCUCGAGUGCUGAGGAGCAGUCAAUAAUUCAAAAAUUAUCUAGUCCUCGCCAAUUGAGUGGUACAGGUAAUUCAAGUGAAAAUACUGGAACUGGACUUACCUUCUUGUCUCCUGCCAAUGCAUUUGGUUCAAUAAAAGUUGGUCCUGACUCCCUCUCAGAAGAACAAUUCUGA
Messenger RNA from Paraglomus occultum, 507 nucleotides. Lineage: Eukaryota; Fungi; Glomeromycota; Glomeromycetes; Paraglomerales; Paraglomeraceae. The record is from the annotation of a GenBank genome assembly.